This is a messenger RNA of Gasterosteus aculeatus aculeatus (three-spined stickleback), 4744 nucleotides long. The record is from RefSeq and is a predicted model, not a curated record. Lineage: Eukaryota; Metazoa; Chordata; Actinopteri; Perciformes; Gasterosteidae.
UUCCAUAUUUGGCUUUCGAUAAAAACACUUCAGGAUUCCGCUUUUUGGAGACAUGUUUAGUGACGUGGACCGACGUAUAAAAGGGACGGACCGUCCCGGUGACGUCACGUGCCUUCGCUCUGUGUGGAGACGUUACCAAGGCAACGCGAUGCGUGACAUCUACGCGCACACAAACACGCACGUUCGCUUACAAAACGUUACUGCAGCGUUGAUGACGGAACCCCCGUGCACGGUGAGUUACUGCUCCGGUACUAUGAUAAUACUGUAGUACUGUAUGUAGUAUAUACAGUAGUACAAUAAUCGGCUCAGUGUUCAGAUCGCUUACUGGAGUAAAGGUACCAACAGCAGAAUAAAUACACUGAAAGUCCCCUGAAAGCAAAAAUAAUAAUGAAAAGGUUUUAAAACUGUGACACGUUUUUAGUUUUUAUUGUGGUUUCAGUUCAUUUUGAUAAAUAGAUCGAGAUAAUAAAAGAAAUCACAUGAAGCCAUAACAUUGAUUUAAUACAUAGAACAAAUAGACUUAAUGGUCAGAAACGAUGUGUCAUCAAAUGAAAUAAUAAGCAGGUUUGUAUUUGAUGACUGUUGAUGACUUUACAUGAAAAAUAACUUGGUAGAUAAAAAGAUUCUGAAUUAAUAUAAACCUCGUGUCACGACAGUUUGAUUAUUUUGUGUUGAUGCUUUUGUUAAAUGCCUCGUUGUUCAUUAUUUAUUGUGUGCAUUCCUUUAAGUGUUAAUACGUUAUUACUCCCACUACUCUUCUCUGCCUACAGCUACUGUAGUUUUAUCUAUAAAAGUUUAAGUUUAAACUAUAUUGAAAAUAAUUUUUUUUCAAUAUAGUUCUGCGGUUUAUUUAAAUGCACAAUACUUGAAGUAUUUUACUCAAUUUUUUUUGAAUGUUGCAUUUUAAUGUGGUAGAUUACUAAAUUUUAAAUGAUCAUAACAUAUAAUUAAAUACACCUUUUACACACAUUUGCAUGUUUUGCAUUAUCUUCAUUCCCUUUUUUAUAACUUACUUUCACUCUUUCUUUCUUAUCCUCUUUCUGAACCGGUUCCCUUUCCUUCGUUGGCUCGAUCUCUCUCAGUAGACGGAGCCUCUCGUGGCGUCACAGAUGAGUAAAGUGUGUGUUUUUUGUGCGUCGUAGUUCAAUGAAGUGCGUUUAAUGGAGCGCUACGAGUCCCUCGGGCUGGUCGGGGAGGGAAGCUACGGCACCGUGCUCAAGUGCCGCCACCGGGACUCCGGCCGCUUGGUCGCCAUCAAGAAGUUCAUGGACUCGGACGACGACGCCACGGUGAAGAAGAUCGCCCUGAGGGAGAUCAAGCUGCUCAGACAACUGCGCCACGACAACCUGGUGAACCUCCUGGAGGUGUGGAAGCGCCGCCGGCGCUGGUACCUGGUGUUCGAGUUCGUGGAGCGAACCCUUCUGGACGAUCUGGAGCAGAACCAGGGCGGCCUGGACCUGAACACCGGCCGGCGAUACCUCUACCAGAUUCUCAGGGCGGUGGCCUUCUGCCACCAGCAGAACAUCAUCCAUCGUGACAUCAAACCGGAGAACAUACUCAUCUCCCAAAGGGGCGUGGUUAAGAUGUGCGACUUCGGCUUCGCCCGGACGGUGGCGGCGUCGUCCGACGGAGGGGUCUACACCGACUAUGUGGCCACUCGCUGGUACAGGGCGCCCGAACUCCUGGUGGGAGACUCUAAGUAUGGCAAGCCGGUAGACGUGUGGGCUGUCGGUUGUCUGUUGUUGGAGAUGUUAACGGGUCAGCCUCUGUUCCCCGGAGACUCCGACCUCGACCAAAUCUACCACAUCGUCAGGUGCUUUGGAAAUCUUACAGCUCAUCACCAGGAGUUGUUCCACAGGAAUCCCGUCUUUUCUGGAGUCAGACUGCCUGAACAUUCUGCCAGAGUCCGACUGGAGCAGCGAUUCCCUUCCAUCGCACCGGCCGCCCUGGACCUGGCUCAGAGUUGUCUCCAGAUGGAUCCGGAGAGACGAGCUCAGUGUUCAGAACUGCAAGAACAUCCUCUGUUCACACAAGACUCUUUCCACAUAAGAUAUUUGGACGAGCUGAACGCCAAGAUCCAAAAAGACCACAAACAAAACUCUACCUUCCCCAAAAUAACCAGAACGGUAAGACGGGAAAGGAGCGAAAGGGACGGCAAGAACCGACGAAGCAAAGACAAGAAGCAACCCGACAGUGUGGACCUAAAAGUCAACAGGGAAACAAAAGGAAAGCAACCUUUGAAGCUUUCUAAAACCGUUCAUAACGCUUCAGAACCUUUGAUGUCCACCAAACAAGCCAAAACCGGAGGCCUGAAGACAACCAGCAAUGCAGCAAAAACCACUGUGGCCAUGAAAGGUAAAACCGGAAAAGCCACCGGUGCAGAGCUGAGAAAGGAACCAGAGAUUUCUAAGUUAACUAAAACCCUUACUUCUGAUUCAUUGGAGGUUGCCAAGACGUCAACUGAUCUGAAAGAAAAUGCUGCAGUGUCUGCUGAAGCUAAACAUGGUGAAAUCGCUUCACCAAACCGGAGGCCACACAAUGUGAAAACUGUGGAUGCAAAAGACAGCUUUUCCAGUGGUUUGCAUUCUAGUUGCUCAGACGACAUUGUGUCAAGUAUGAGUGAGAAACAUGUGACGGGGAUCAGGAGAUCUUCAAAAUCCGAGCCAAGUCAAGACUUUGGGAAAAGCCGGAGCAACUCAAACUCAAAAGUGCCCAAAUUGUCUAAAAGCUCUACGACUGAUCGUCCAAAUAAGAGUUUAUCUCCAAAACCUUCUCUGAAAUUAACUUCUGAUUGUAAAGACACCCACUUAACACAUAAAAUGGGUAAAAUAUUUAAUAGAGAAAACACUGAAGGUUCUCAAGCAUCAAGCAAUGGCCUCAUUGAGGUUGUUACCCCAACCAUCCCUUCUGUCAGCAAUUCAUCCCAAACAACUAUGCCUUCAGAGCACCGUUUAAACAUGGAGGGGAGACAAAGAGGGACAAUUGAAUGUCCGAAGGUCUUGCCCCCAAACCCCAGACCACAAAAGACUACUUCAAACAUUGGCUCAAAAAUGACCCAAAACUAUGAAUCCUUGUCCAACAGCCCAUCAAGAACUCUUACCUCAGAUCUUUCUAAACAUUCCUCCACAGUUUAUACAGAGGCUAAUCCUGCCCACAGCAGCGUAACACCACCCAAAGAAACCUCAACUUCAAUGAUGCACAAAACUGUCUCACCUUCACAUCCUAAACACGCAAAUGACACCAACAGUGCACCCAACAAACCUUUGAGAGGCCUUCCGACAGACAGCGAUCCUACAGAAGUGUCUGUCUCAACCAAAACUCAGCAGGAUAGUGUUCACACUGGAAGGAAGGACUGGAAGGAAGCUCACAGAUGCUUGAAGAGGAGCCUGUCGACCAAAACAACUGCCAAACACACUGAGAUAUCUGAUGCGUCAGGUGGAGAUUACAAAGCGAGUCCUGAGUUCUUGGAGCCCUCCAGUGUCCAUCAGGAUUUCAGUGCUUCUAAAUCCAAGAUCACCUCAAACUCCACGGUGAAUGAAGUCUCUCAAAGCAACACCUCUAUGUGGACCACUAUUCUGAAGACAUUGAACGUCUCAGAUAAAGAGAACAGGGAGGAUUUAGCGUUAAUAAAGCCUUUAGUAAACUCAAAGUUUUCCAGAAAUUCAAAUAUUACGCAAAAGAGCCACAGCAGGAAAGCUGAACCCGACAUAAAACCUGUGAAACCCCCCCCUCACAAGUCUUUGAUCGAAGACCCUGAAAAGUCAACAAAGUACAACGCAGCAAUGACCCUAAAGCCAACUAUGUUUCCCACAGAAGCAUUAAAGAAACGAGACAACCCAGAAAGGGACGACGGAACGAAUAUAUCCACAAUCGCAGAGUCAGCUUCAUUCCUCUCCACAGCGACUCCAGACACCAAAGCUCCAGGAAGAAGCUCGGUCUUUCCCAACAGUGCAGACGUCCAUGAGUUUGAUUUUGCUGUCCAUCCUUCCUCUCUACCACCUCCUCCUCCUCUGUCCUCCACCCCUCUCCUUUUCCCUCCUUCUUCUGCACCCUUCAUACCCUCCUCCUGUGUCAACAGCAAUCACCUUUCCCCCGGGCCAGAGUUCCACUCGGGGACUCACAACUUUUGGUGUGCUGACCAUCCAAGGCACAUGGGUGGCGUUUAUGGCCGUCUGUCGAGCUACGUGACAGGACCUCUAUGUGCGCAGGCGCCGAAGAACAAUGCGGCCUACGAGUGCCCCUUCCGGUCCGAUAGCUGUAACCUUGGUAACAGCGGAGGCAAUUCAGGGACCAAGAAGAAGUUGGACAUCCAUUUCCCAGACGUGAGGAGCUCAGCGCUGCCUGAGGCCAGAGGGAGAGAAGGCAAACACAGCAGAGGAACCUCCAAGGACCCGAGGAAAGAAAAAACACUGGUUUCUCCGACAGAACCAGAAGAGCAGAACAACAGUACUGACUCGUAACACCGUGACAAAAGCCCCUUUAUUUUAAUAAUAUAGAACCUCAACAUCUCCAUGAAUGUGCACCCUGGUGGAUUUUAGGUCGUGGUCACAGCGCUCUGCCACCUCACUGGUUAUCUGUCAAGCGUUAAAGCAAAAAAUGACCAGAAUGAAAUGAUACAUUUUAUUAUUUACUGUCAAUCAAAGGUUUUCAGGUUUUGGUACUUAACAGCGGAUCACUGUAUAUAUUUGUACUUUUAGAAGUGUUAAAACAAACAUUAUGAGAAUAAAGAAGCUUCAUAAUCUAA